This is a messenger RNA of Oncorhynchus mykiss (rainbow trout), 4610 nucleotides long. Its product is annotated as 5-hydroxytryptamine receptor 7-like. Gene Ontology annotation, molecular function: G protein-coupled serotonin receptor activity. The record is from RefSeq and is a predicted model, not a curated record. Lineage: Eukaryota; Metazoa; Chordata; Actinopteri; Salmoniformes; Salmonidae. Gene Ontology annotation, cellular component: plasma membrane. Gene Ontology annotation, biological process: adenylate cyclase-activating adrenergic receptor signaling pathway; chemical synaptic transmission; vasoconstriction.
UCCAACCACACUAGGCUACAUCUACGCGGGUUCUUCUGACGUCAUCCCGGUAUAUUCCCUUUCGCCAAUAAAACAUUUUCUCAGUGAGUUCUUUGCUGCGGUAGCCACUCGCGUGAUGGUGACCAAUGAAUCGCAUUACAUUUAACAAUGUAUUACAAACCAAGCUUGUUAACGGGAGUCUGUUUAUCCUAUUAAUCUACUCUAUCCCAUUAACCUGCUGAUUUGGCGCCGGUGGAUGGAUAACUGGCCUACCGGGACUGGUAAUUUGGAAGUUGUGGAAAAGACAAAGGUAUCAAUUUAGUUGGGAGGAAAUUAUCAUUGUGAUUUGAUGGAUACCCAAUGCAUUAUUAAUAACGGAUUAAUAGGCAUUAAAAGAAUGGUUCCAAUGAAAUAGUAUUCAUUUUAUGAGAUCAUAUUUGACCAAAGACCUGAUGAAGGAAUUUGCCAGGACCAGCAUGACUACAGCGGGGAUGGAUCUGCGUUUGCUGAGAGCGCCCCAAACAACCAUCGCAAUUUUGCCAACUCUGAGCUUCACGGAAAAUGACACCAGCUGCGGGGAGCAGAUUCUUAGCCACGGGAAUGUGGAGAAGGUGCUUAUCGGAGGAGUUCUCACUGUGCUCACUUUGUUCACUAUUUGCGGGAACUUACUUGUGGUGAUAUCCGUGUGCUUUGUGAAGAAGCUGAAACAGCCUUCCAAUUAUCUAAUUGUCUCUCUGGCGGUGGCAGACCUGUCCAUAGCGGUGGCGGUGAUGCCCUUUGUCAGCAUCACGGACCUCAUCGGGGGGCAGUGGAUCUUCGGACAGGUGUUCUGCAACGUUUUCAUUGCCAUGGACGUGAUGUGUUGCACUGCUUCGAUCAUGACCCUGUGUGUAAUAAGCAUAGACAGGUACCUAGGCAUAACUAAACCCUUGACCUACCCUGUGCGACAGAGUGGGAGAUGCAUGGCGAAAGUAGUUCUGUCUGUGUGGCUGCUGUCUGCUUCCAUCACCCUGCCCCCGUUGUUCGGCUGGGCCCAGAACGUCAACGAUGACAAGGUGUGUCUGAUCACCCAAGACGUGGGCUACACCAUCUAUUCCACCGCCGUUGCAUUCUACAUCCCCAUGUCGGUGAUGUUGAUGAUGUACUACCGCAUCUACCGAGCAGCCAAGGUGAGCGCCGCCAAGCACACCAUCCAAGGCUUUCCCAAGGCGGAGGACGAGCGUAACAGUGUUGACUGCGUGGCCGCGGCCUUUAAGCUCCAGAAGGAGGUGGAGGAGUGUGCCAGUUUCUCUCGUCUGCUUAAAAACGACAGGAAAAACAUCUCCAUCUUCAAGCGGGAGCAGAAGGCGGCCGCUACGUUGGGGAUCGUUGUGGGGGCCUUCUCUGUCUGCUGGCUGCCCUUCUUCCUGAUGUCCACGGCCAGGCCCUUCAUCUGUGGGGUAGAAUGUAGCUGCGUUCCCCUCUGGGUGGAAAGGUUUCUCCUCUGGCUGGGCUACGCCAACUCCCUCAUCAACCCAUUCAUCUAUGCCUUCUUCAACAGGGACCUGAGGACCACCUACCGUAACAUCUUGCUCUGCAGGUACAGGAACAUUAACCGCAAACUCUCCGCCGCCUGCAUGCACGAGGCCAUCAAACUGGCUGAGAGACCGGAUCUGGAGAUCUAGAACAGUGUUUCUUAAACUUCUCUAACACUUUGCUACACAAGGACCGGCAAACUAUGGUUUAGAUCAGGGUGUCAAACAUUCGACUGCGGCCUGUGGGUGGUUUGAGUAAAAAAAAAAAAAACUCAAUGUAGUGAUAAUGGACUUACAUUUUUACAGUCUCUUCACUCUGUCCAUCUUGUUAACAAUCAUCAAAACGAAAGCCUAACAGUCAGGGACCAUCAAAAUUACAAAAAUGAGGUGCAAAAUGAGUUUGACACCCCUGGUUUAAAUGAAAACUUGGGCUUGACAUAUGACUAAAUUGGAGCAGACAACCAUCUGUGGUCCACAGGUCCACAGACCAGGGUUUGAAAAACACUACUCUAGACUGAGGAAUCCUAUUCCGUUCAUGAGUAGAGAAGGCUACAUGCAUGUGUAUAGAAUAACUGACAUUAUUGUUAAUACCUGGCACACACAAGAACAUUAGAUCCACAUCUUGUCAGGUUAUACACAGUACAUUCAUUUCACUUAAAGAGUUCAUUUUAACACUACCUUAGAUAACAUAUAGUCCCACUCUACAGAGUGUAAAAAGUACUCUGAUUGUAGUGUUACAUUUUGAGUGUUAAUGUAACAAUUCAUAUUAUAAAAUAUUAACAUUGCAUUUCACGUGCCACUGUUACAGUGAUUUUGGGUGUUGUUUUAACACUAUUUGGUGUAAAAGCUAAAUUUGCAUAUUUCCCAUGGUGCCUUUUCUUUUCAAUUGAAUUGUAGCGUUACCACCCAUGACUAUAUUUGUUAGUGACAAAGACAUGGUUGUUGAAUUCUUUCCUUUUAAAGACCUGUUAUAAUAAAAAAUUUAACUUUAUGACAAUAGAUUACAUAUAUCAUAAGGCUUUAAUUUGCUAACAAAUCCUAACUCGCUAACAAUUGCUUUACAAAUUACAGGCCACAUCAGGCCUGCAAGUCCCAUUAUGCUGACUGGCAAAGGGAUGUAUAAUUCCUUUUUUAAAUUCAGCCAGUUAGUAUAUUCAACAGUUGGAAUUUCUAUUUACCCUCAACCUGCAUUCAGAAUGACUACCAGGGUUAGCAACCUGGUCUCAGAGCAUUUCGGAUUAUUCUGUAUGUAAAUCUGAGACACGCCGUUUAGUAUGAUAUGUUACGUUUGAUAUGGUUACAUAAGACAGAUGGUUAGUUAAUGUGGGUUUAUAACACGGGAUGAGUGGGCGUAAAACAUGAAUAUAAGGAAACCUAAACAACUUUGCAACAACAUAGCAUGUUUGCUAACCCUUCAGCUAACCCUAACACUAACUUUAACCCUUUAACCUAACUCCUAAACCUUAACCCUAACCCCUAGCCUAGUUAACGUUAGCCAUCUAGCUAGAAUUCAUAUCAUACAUUUUUCAAAUUUGUAACAUCUGGUACAUUUUUCAAAUUCGCAACAUAUAAUACGAAUUGUAAUUUGUAACACAUAAUAUGAACUGGGUGAUGGACAUCCACAAAUGAAUACAUAACAUAUGGAAUGCAACCUAUCAUACCAAAUGUGUGCCUCAGAUACAGAAUAAUACAAAAGAGUUCAAUCAAAUCAAAUUUCAUUGGUCACAUACACAUGUUUAUCAAAUGUUAUUGUGGGUGUAGCAAAAUGCUUGUGUUUGGUCUUAGACCAGGUUGGGGUUAGGAGCUAUAAAAAAAAAAUUGUUUAAAAGGAGACUACCUAAACCAUGUGGACUGGAACAACCAUUUCACUAAUGAGUGCAAUAAAUCAAACUAAUUGAUUGGAUUAGUUUAGAAACAUGUAUGUUAUUUAUCUUGUAUAGCAUAAGAUUAAUAAAUCAAUCAAUGUACAUGCAAAAACAGAUAUUAAAACAAUCCAACAAAAAAAAGUACCUGCAUAGCAUGCUGGGAAAUAUGAUAAUGAUAGUUGUGGUUUUGAUGGUACUGGUUUCCUAUCCACAGUGUAAAACAAUAACUCUGGUUAUUAACACUAACACUGGGGUUAUUUUACACCAAUGAGUGUUAAUUUCACUCUAACAAAGGGAAUUUAAAGGUGCAUUAUGCAGAAAUUGUUCCACCUUUUCCUGGUUGCUAAAAAUAUUGUGUUUGAAGCUGGUGUACAAAACCAAACGUGAAAAACCAAAAAUCAAAUCUUAAAAAUGGGAAGCAUGAAAAUAUUUGGUCAUGUCGCCCAACAAGUUACAUGUUCCAGCUUUAACUCCUGAAACUAUUGUGUGCUGUAGCUUGGAAAAUAAAUAAAUAGGACUCUGGAUGACAACAUAAUGAUGUUUGUUUCCAACAUUAGGGCUGUUUUCCUAAAACAGUUAAAUACGGUUUGUGUUUUGUUUCCUUGCCAAGAUACUAACGAGUAUUGUGAUACUAACGAGUAUCGUCCCGGCCCUAACUGAAAUGCACAUAACAUUUGUAGAUAACAUAGCACACUAUUGUAUUUGAUGACAGGGCAAAUAAUAGUCUACGAUUGUAAUAUAUCUCUGUGUAUUUGGUACUUGAAAUUGAAAUCAUUCUCAGUGCAUAAAGUUUGUGUGAGUAAUGUACUUGGUAAAAAAAAAAAUGUCAGAGUUUAACAGCAUCCGACACAGAUGGUGAGUCAUGCUUCCAGUUGUGUAUUGAGUAACAGGUAAAUUAUUCAUUUUAUUGUGUGUUCAAGGAACAACCUUCGAAACCAUGUGAAAUUGUAAUUAUUAUGUAUAGAAUGUUGACCAAUAUCAGAAAGUCAUGCAAGACAAUCAUGUUAUAGUAACCUACUUAUAUCUGAAUAGUAUGACAGUUGUUGAUAUGGACGUUUGGUUAAAUUUACCAUGUACGUUUGUUUAUUUGCUCAUUUAUAUUAGCUUUUUUCGACUUGUGUGAUAACAGGAAGGAACACGUUGCACACUAUGUACUGAUGUGUUGAUUAACAUUUUUGGUAGCCUUUUUUUUUUUUGCCUGAUAGUUUUGCGUUUGAAAUGGUUUAUAUUUUACAUCAAUACACUAGGUCAA